Messenger RNA from Elaeis guineensis (African oil palm), 1020 nucleotides. RefSeq names its product peptidyl-prolyl cis-trans isomerase FKBP13, chloroplastic. Gene Ontology annotation, molecular function: peptidyl-prolyl cis-trans isomerase activity. The record is from RefSeq and is a predicted model, not a curated record. Gene Ontology annotation, cellular component: chloroplast. NCBI's taxonomy places the organism in Eukaryota, Viridiplantae, Streptophyta, Magnoliopsida, Arecales, Arecaceae.
GCCGAUGGCCGGCAAAGGCUUAUCCAGUCUCAAGUACGUAAUUUGGUUGGAGUUUGGAGCCAUGGUCGCCUCCUCCUCCUCCUCCCCACCAGCCCUUCUACUUCUCCGUCCCGGCACCGCCACCAAACACCCCCACUCCCUCUCCAUCACCAGCACUUCAACCCCAUUUCCACCCACCACCAAUCCCAACCCCUCCCUCAUCGCAGUCCGCCGACGAGAGGCCUCCGCCGCCCUCGCCGGCUUCCUCCUCUCCCGACUAAUUCUUGAUCCCACCGCCCUCCUCCUUGCCCCUCCCGCAGUCGCCGCCGCCGAAGUUCCUCCCGUCUCUCCCCCGUGCUCGCUCACCGUCGCCCCCUCCGGCCUCGCCUUCUGCGACCGCGUCGUCGGCACCGGCGCCGAGGCCACCAAAGGCCAGCUCAUCAAGGCGCAUUAUGUGGGGAGAUUGGAGAACGGGAAGGUGUUCGACAGCAGCUAUGACCGCGGCCGGCCGCUUACGUUUCGCGUCGGUGUUGGGGAGGUCAUUAAAGGCUGGGAUCAGGGUAUUUUAGGUGGUGAUGGGAUUCCACCUAUGCUUGCUGGUGGUAAGCGCACAUUAAAGCUUCCUCCAGAGCUAGCUUAUGGUAUGAGAGGUGCAGGUUGUAAAGGAGGUUCUUGCAUUAUUCCACCGGAUUCUACUCUUCUUUUUGAUGUCGAAUUCAUUGGCAAGGGAUAAGCUGCUGCAUGCUGCCAUCCUUUAAAUGGAAAGGAACUCUCGCAUAAGCUCACAUGCAUAUGGGAAGAGAGUUCAUCUGAAAAAAUAACCUUACAUCCAGCAUCUACUCCUUUUUACAACAGAUAUUAUGACAACAGAUGGAGCUGCUAGCAAAAUAUAUAUUACUACUUUGUAAAGAAAUGGUUUUAGAGAAGGCAAAUUGUGAAGGCUGGCAGGCCACCAACAGAGUCAUAUUCUUCUGUCACUGAAUUCCAAGUAUUUUUUGAGUGAAUGUUUCCUAAGUAUUAAUAUACUCUUUGCAUGAUUAU